Molecule: messenger RNA, 3354 nt
Organism: Brachypodium distachyon (stiff brome)
Lineage: Eukaryota; Viridiplantae; Streptophyta; Magnoliopsida; Poales; Poaceae
Product: PTI1-like tyrosine-protein kinase At3g15890
Exons: 3
Coding region: 1904-3193 (429 amino acids)
Biological process (GO): protein phosphorylation
Cellular component (GO): plasma membrane
Molecular function (GO): protein kinase activity; ATP binding
Source: RefSeq, a predicted model, not a curated record
AAAGAUUACAUAACAGAUUUCAAAUGCUAAUGCAGUUGCGGUUAGUUACCCCGAGCUGAGGCCGCGGGCGCCUCCCCUCCUCUGUGCCCCGCGCUGUUGAUUCCCACCGAAAUCCGGCCGGCGGCCGUUCUCUGGGGUGGGCAGCCACUGUGAGCCCCGAGGUUGCCGCACUGCUGUCGCCGAGGAAGUGAAGGGCCGCCGCCUUCGCCGUCGCGGCGGAGAACAGAUCAAGAGGAUGCAGAGAAGGAUCGCCGACUUUCGUUGUCACCGAAGGUCACCGUGGUAGCCCCGCAUGAGGCCGCCAUGGAAGGCAGGGGAGAAGAUGUUUCUGAAGGGGGUUGAAAGAAGAGGCGGCUAUCACUAAGAUCGGAAGGACCUGAAGAGAAUGCCAAUGGCCACCGCUCGUACGGAGCCCCCGCCGCCGACGGCCCGGGCGGCCCCGUCGUCGCCGCGGGAUCGCGGCACUGGCGAAGAGCAGCGAGGGGUUCGUGUGCACUGCAGCCCCUCUCUCUCGGCCGCGCCGCCGGCCACGGCUAUGUCGAUCGAGCAGACGCGCGCCGCAGCUCAACUGUUCGACCAAAUGUCGCAGCAAUGCAAGUCUCACCGUGCUGCUAUCGACGGCGGCCACCCUUCAAAGCCUCUCUCCGCGCAACAGCAAGUGCUCUGCUCCAUCGUGUUGUCUACUGGUAAUUGGAAUAUCAACCACGGAACGCACAAUGUGUUCAGCAACAAAUCACUCGAGGUCUCCACUCCUCGGGAUGAUGAGAUUCGUUAAUCUUUCCAGAUCUGUGGGUCAUUUGCAGUGCCACUUAUAUUGCUUACAAGCGUGCCCACCAAGUGUUCACCAAAAUGUCACAAAGCUAGUUCAACUGUUAGUGUUCCUUUGGUUUUAUCUCCUUAAGCAAAGCCCGCUUAAGCAUUAGUAUUUUUUCAGCCAGUGCAAGUAAACUGAUGUCAGAUUUGCUGUAUCAUACAAUUCCUUUGGUAGACUCAGGGAAGUCUGGCUUAAGGUCUCCUACAGCGAAGCAGUCAAACAACACUUGCAGCUGAAACUCGCAGAGCAUCGUAACAAUCCUGUCUUGAGGGAGCUGGAUGAACAACGAUCUCCCGAAUCAAAUGGCCCUACCCCUUCUGCAUGCUGAAACAUGUAUGCUUCGUCUUGUUCCAAUUUUAUCAUCCACAUGGACUACUAAUGGUAACAGUUUUUCACUCUCAAACUUUCCCCUAGUCUAGGUUACUUAUUGUACCCAAGAUCAAGAGUGGGCUACGGAAAUAAGUGACUUGUUUCGACUUUCGGGGGAAGAGAUGAGUUACACGGGCGGGCAAAAUCGACGGCAGCCGGAAGGCUCGUGCUUUUUAAACAAAGAAUUGAAGAUGCUUAUGCUUCAGCCAGGUAACAACGGAGGAACAGAUGGAGAGGACCGAUUCGCCAGGCAGACUGUGCAGCCCAGACACACAAUGGAACGCUGACGCAAGUUUUUCUUGUUUAUGGCGGCAACCCCUGCUCCGGCUCCUGCAAUUGGCGCUCCAUCGAUCGGCUGCUCCAUGGCCCCAAUGCCAGUCUUCCACAUGGAGGCCAAGCCAUUCCGUAUACAUACACACACGCUCCUUAUUACUGUGUAUCACACCAAAAUUAGCACUAAACCAAAUUAAACCAGGUCAAACCCAUAAGAGCAGAAGGCAUAGUAGGCAUAAAGAUCUCCGCCGGCCAUGGUUGGCCGUCGCCGUAAACGCCAACACCAUAAGUAUCUGGACACUAGCUUUGCCUUGCCUCCUAUCUCCGCCUCACCCAGCUAGUUAACUCUUCCAGCUGACCGAGAGCCCAGAGCUUCUCCUACGCACAAAUUAAGCUCAGCUCGAUCACCGUUUGUUUACUCGGAUCCUGAGCUCGGCCGGCGUCGCCAUGGGUUCCGCCGCCAGCUGCUGCUGCGGCUCCGAGAAGGUCGAGCACGGGUGCGUGAGCACGUCGUCGGUGGGCAACACAACGUGGAGGAUAUUCAGCUACAAGGAGCUCCACGCGGCCACGGGAGGGUUCAGCGAGGAGAACAAGCUGGGGGAAGGCGGCUUCGGGAGCGUGUACUGGGGCAAAACACCGGACGGGCUCCAGAUCGCCGUGAAGAAGCUCAAGCCCAACACAAACACCUCCAAGGCCGAGAUGGAGUUCGCCGUGGAGGUCGAGGUCCUGGCCCGCGUGCGCCACCGCAACCUCCUGGGCCUCCGGGGGUACUGCGCGGGCUCGGCCGCGGGGGCCGACCAGCGCAUGAUCGUCUACGACUACAUGCCCAACCUCAGCCUGCUCUCCCACCUCCACGGCCAGUUCGCCGCCGACAACACCCUGGACUGGGCCCGCCGCAUGCGGGUCAUCAUGGGCUCCGCCGAGGCCCUCGUGCACCUGCAUCACGAGGCCUCCCCGGCUAUCAUCCACCGCGACAUCAAGGCCAGUAACGUGCUCCUUGACUCUGACUUUGCGCCGCUUGUCGCUGACUUUGGGUUUGCUAAGCUUGUUCCUGACGGGGUCUCCCACAUGACGACUCGGGUCAAGGGCACGUUGGGGUACCUGGCUCCCGAGUACGCCAUGUGGGGGAAGGUCUCCGGGGCGUGCGACGUGUAUAGCUUUGGGAUACUGAUGAUCGAGCUCGUCUCCGGGAGAAAGCCCAUUGAAAGGCUCCCGUCCGGGGCCAAGAGGACCAUCACGGAGUGGGCCGAGCCCCUCAUCGCGAGGGGCCGGCUCGGUGACCUCGUGGACCCGCGCCUCCGAGGCUCAUUCGACGGAGCCCAGCUGGCGCAGGUGCUCGAGGCUGCCGCGCUCUGCGUGCAGGGAGAGCCCGAGCGGCGGCCCGACAUGCGGGCUGUCGUCCGCAUCCUCCGCGGCGAACCCGGGGACGAUGCGGCGGGCAAGGGCGGGAAUAAUAAGCCGGUGAGGCUCGAGAGCGUCAAGUACGCCGACCACCUCAUGGAGACGGAGGUCGACAGCGUCUACUCCGGCGAGGAGGACGAAAACGAGGAAGAGGAGGAUGAAGAAGAAGACGCCAUGGAGCAGAGCAGCGACGAGGUCGAGGAGUACUCGCUGAUGAUGGACGACCGGAGCAGCGCAAACUUCGGGGUGUUUGGCGCCAUGCCAGUGCCGGCGCAGACCAUGGUGCGUGACACCUACGUCAGGAGGUUUGGAGGGAAUAAUGCUGUCAAGAUCUGAUCAGGAGGAAAACUGUAUUCUAGUGGUGUCACAAUGCCAGAUAUGUUAUAUUGAUUUCGUUGAUGUAAACCUGUGCUUAGUUAAUUUGGGAGAAGAAGAACUACGGCCGACUUGGUAUGUUAAAUUAAUCCUUACUAUAUAGUUUGCUUUCUCUUCAGUCU